AUGUCUCCCUGGCUGCAGCAGGACGAGGCCAUGGGCUUUUCACCAUGGACAAACUCGGUGGCAUCCGUCAUUGAGCCUCGACGAGUAAAGCACUUCACUAUGGCCGCUCUUACGCCUCAUCAGACUUAUGUUAUACAUAUUGCAACCCUGACGGCCGCGUCUAUGAGCAUUCUUGCUACCAUAGUCACUUCUUUCUGGUUUUUUCGUAUGAGACGAAGUUUUCGUCAUGACCUCAUCAUGCUGCUCAUCUAUAGCGAUAUGUUCAAAAGUUUUUGGUUACUAAUCUUUCCUGCUGUUGAGCUGAUUGAUGGGAAAAUCGAAACAAACGAAACAUUCUGCCAAGUUAGCGGAUUCUUUCUUGCACUCAGCAUAGAGGCCUCUGAUGUUGCCGUGGCUCUCAUAUCAGUACAUACCGCCUUAUUCAUCUUCCGUGGAGAUCAAGGUCUAUAUCCUUUCCGAAAGGCUGCCUACGCUGUUGCUGCCAUUCUCCCUAUCGUCAUGGCAUCGUUUGCCUUCAUCGAGAGCCCUGGCUACGUCAACACAGGUCAAUUCUGCUAUCUUCCUUUCAACCCGAUGUGGAAAAGACUUGCCCUUUCAUGGAUUCCUCGCUAUGUGGCAUUUGCCAUUAUCCUCUGUCUCUGUAUAGGCGUAUACGUCUAUGUUCGUGUGCUAAUGUCUCGGUUUGGUUCGGGGAAUGAAAGUUCGAAGAAUACACUUUCCAAGUUGUCGGGUUUCGAGAGCCUCGAACCAUUACAACAACCGAUUGCCACCGUGCCUCCGACUCCCACGAUAAAAUACCAUGGUCUAAUUCCUUCUUCCAACCCUUCUAGGCGGAACUCCGCUACUCUUCUCGAGGAUCGUCCCCCCAGGCCCUCUCUUGCGACAUUCCAUUCCUUCCAUCUUGAAAUGCCUGGAGCAACAAAUCCCAGCCGGCUUCAUUCAGCACGAACGGGGCGUAGAGGGUCGGCCCAGAUGUGGAUGGCAAACUUUGGCACUGAUUUAACGUCCCAGUCGGAACAGACAGAGAUCGAUUCACAAGGCUCAGCGGGGACAACUAGGUGUGAUUCUGACGAUGUGAUGGUGCCUCUGGCAAUCUACUCCAAGCCUGAGCUCCAACAUCAAAGACCUGCUCCCGAUCUGAUGACACCACCCCACACCGUUCAAACCCCAGCAGAGUCAUACUACCAAUCUGGCUUGUCAACGACAUCUCCCUCUCGAACACCAUCUAUGCCGAAUCUGUUUUCAAUCCUUCGUCAUUCACCAGACAAUCAACACAACACCAGAAACGAGCUUGUUUUGACUCAAAGCGAUAUUAAUGCCCCUGGAACUGUGAAGUCACGAGAAAAGAUUCUGCGGCAACUCCGACUACUUUUCAUAUACCCUAUAGUUUACGUCGUCAUUUGGAUUCUGCCAUUUAUUGUCCAGCUUACAGGAUAUGGUAAAGGAGCGCCUUAUGGUAUGCGGCUGGCCAGCAUCGUAUUCCUUUCCUUCCAUGGUUUCGCGGAUGCCUUGGUCUUUUCAUUGAAAGAGAAGCCUUGGAUGCAUAGUCAAGCUUUCAAGCUUAUCAAUCUACGAUUUUGGAAACGACAACAAGAGGCACCAGACGUGGGCGCAAGGGUUGGACGGACAAGAGAGGAGAUGACUCUCGAUUCCCGGUUCGCAAAGAAGCGACGGGAACAAGAACAGGCCGAGUGGGAGAUGAACCGACAGACUGGCCAGGACACCUCCAAGGUGGUCAGGGGGGCUCCCGAGUGGUGGGAUAGAGAUGAUUGA
Molecule: messenger RNA, 1773 nt
Organism: Fusarium sp. VM40
Lineage: Eukaryota; Fungi; Ascomycota; Sordariomycetes; Hypocreales; Nectriaceae
Source: the annotation of a GenBank genome assembly